Ricinus communis (castor bean) is the source of this 1499-nucleotide messenger RNA. Its product is annotated as fructose-bisphosphate aldolase 1, chloroplastic. The record is from RefSeq and is a predicted model, not a curated record. Gene Ontology annotation, molecular function: fructose-bisphosphate aldolase activity. Gene Ontology annotation, cellular component: cytosol. The transcript is spliced from 6 exons. NCBI's taxonomy places the organism in Eukaryota, Viridiplantae, Streptophyta, Magnoliopsida, Malpighiales, Euphorbiaceae. The coding region runs from base 154 to 1344 and encodes 396 amino acids. Gene Ontology annotation, biological process: glycolytic process; fructose 1,6-bisphosphate metabolic process.
CAUAUGCAUAUGUGGUAAGGAGGCACUAACUUAAGAGAGGAGAUAAGAUUAUAGACUGUUUGUAAAGCUUUCUACAUUCUCAUUAGCGGUUAUCCUCUCAAGCCAAAAACAAGAAGAAAAAAAAAAAAACAAACAAACAAAGAAAAUAAGAAAAUGGCCUCAGCAUCACUCCUCAAGUCAUCACUAGUCCUUGACAAAUCUGAGUUUGUGAAGGGUCAAUCCCUUCGCCAAACUUCUGCCUCCAUUGUCCGGUGCAACACCACCGCCUCCUCUGCUCUUACUGUUCGUGCUAGCUCCUAUGCUGAUGAGCUUGUCAAGACUGCGAAAACCAUUGCAUCCCCUGGACGUGGUAUUUUGGCUAUGGACGAGUCGAAUGCUACUUGUGGAAAACGUCUUGCAUCAAUUGGACUAGAGAACACCGAGGCUAACCGCCAGGCAUACCGUACCCUUCUUGUCUCAGCACCUGACCUUGGCCAAUACAUUUCUGGUGCUAUCCUCUUUGAGGAGACUCUCUACCAAUCCACUGUAGAUGGCAAGAAGAUGGUUGAUGUUCUUACUGAGCAAAACAUUGUUCCUGGUAUCAAAGUUGACAAGGGUUUGGUGCCUCUUCCCGGCUCCAACAAUGAAUCAUGGUGCCAAGGUCUUGAUGGUCUUGCUUCCCGCACAGCUGCUUACUACGAGCAGGGAGCUCGUUUCGCCAAAUGGCGUACUGUUGUGAGCAUUCCAAAUGGCCCAUCUGCUCUGGCAGUGAAAGAAGCUGCUUGGGGUCUUGCUCGCUAUGCUGCUGUUUCUCAGGACAAUGGAUUGGUCCCAAUUGUGGAGCCAGAAAUCUUGCUUGACGGUGAGCAUGGCAUUGACAGGACUUUUGAAGUCGCGCAGAAAGUCUGGGCUGAGGUUUUCUUUUACUUGGCUGAGAACAAUGUCAUGUUUGAGGGUAUCCUCCUCAAGCCCAGCAUGGUUACUCCUGGUGCUGAAUGCAAGGACAGGGCCACUCCUCAGCAAGUUGCUGACUACACUCUCAAGCUCCUCAAGAGGAGAAUCCCCCCAGCCGUCCCCGGAAUCAUGUUUUUAUCUGGUGGGCAAUCUGAAGUUGAAGCAACUCUUAACCUGAACGCCAUGAACCAGUCUCCAAACCCAUGGCAUGUGUCCUUCUCAUACGCCAGGGCCCUCCAGAACACUUGCUUAAAGAAGUGGGGUGGCAGACUUGAGAAUGUUAAGGAGGCUCAGGAGGCAUUGCUUAUUCGUGCCAAGGCUAACUCACUUGCUCAGCUCGGCAAGUACACUGGCGAGGGAGAAUCAGAAGAGGCCAAGCAAGGAAUGUUCGUCAAGGGCUACGUCUACUAAGUUAUGUUUGAAGCAAAUGCUAUAGAAUGAAAGAGAGCAAUCAAAAUGCAAGAAUUAAUUUCUGCGUUAAAAAUGCUUUAUAGCCAUGGAGACUAUUUUUGUUCUUUGUUACAUGUACUUUUAGCCACUUAAUAAACCUGUUGCUGAUGAGAUUA